This is a messenger RNA of Cebus imitator (Panamanian white-faced capuchin), 1391 nucleotides long. RefSeq names its product cytochrome c oxidase subunit 7A-related protein, mitochondrial (gene COX7A2L). Gene Ontology annotation, biological process: regulation of oxidative phosphorylation; mitochondrial electron transport, cytochrome c to oxygen; mitochondrial respirasome assembly. The record is from RefSeq and is a predicted model, not a curated record. The transcript is spliced from 3 exons. Lineage: Eukaryota; Metazoa; Chordata; Mammalia; Primates; Cebidae. Bases 316 to 657 code for a protein of 113 amino acids.
UUUCUUGAGUUGUCGUGGCACUGCCCAAAUCUAAUUGGGGGGAAGGAAGGAACUUCAUAUUUCCUGCAGACUCUGCCACAGCGCCUUUUCGUGCUUUCUUAGAGCUGGUUUUGCCUUUCGUGGUCUUGAGAACCCUGGCUUUUGGUUCCCCAAUGUUGGUUAAGUGGGCAGGUUUUAAGUUAGGCGAUCUUCGGGCAGCCCUAGUCCCGGCGCUGGGUCUUUGCGCUGAGUCUUGGGACCACAGCCGGGGAGGCGGGGUCCUUCUCUGGGGCGGUCGCGCAAGCAGCGGAUGCGGGAAGCCGGAAUCCAGGCGUCAUGUACUACAAAUUUAGUGGCUUCACGCAGAAGUUGGCGGGAGCAUGGGCUUCGGAGGCCUAUAGCCCACAGGGAUUAAAGCCUGUGGUUCCCACAGAAGCACCACCUAUCAUAUUUGCCACACCAACUAAAGUGACCUCUGAUUCCACAGUGUAUGAUUAUGCUGGGAAAAACAGAGUUCCAGAGCUGCAGAAGUUUUUCCAGAAAGCUGAUGGUGUGCCCGUCUACCUGAAACGAGGCCUGCCUGACCAAAUGCUUUACCGGACCACCAUGGCGCUGACUGUGGGAGGGACCAUCUACUGCCUGAUCGCCCUCUACAUGGCUGCGCAGCCCAAAAAAUGAGUUAGGCUGCAGAGGACUGGUUUGUUUUUUUUGGCAUAAACCCUUUGAAUUUCGUUUUUCAUUGUUAAUUUUUUUUUUUUAACUUGGAUAGCUUAACAUUUUUAAAAAUGCAAGAAAAAUAGAUAUGAAGGCGAUAUUUUGGUUUGUUUAUGAAAUGCAUAUGGCUUGUCAGAGCUCAUUCCACAAUUAAAGCCAUUGUUUAAAGAAACGGUGCUGUGCUCUGUGUUUGUGCUCCUGAUUUCCCUGGAGGUUCUGGAUGAAAGUUGCACACAGACUUAUUAAUGUCAAUCUGUGCCUCAGGGACUUGAGGUUGCGUUUUUGAGCAUGGGGUGCAGAAGCCUUUCUGGAUUUGGAUGUGACUGUGGAAAGAAUACAGAAGCCAAGGCCAUAUGCAUAAAAUGAGGGCUUCGAGUUAGUAGUCACCUCGGGGAUUUUUUGCAUUUUGCAGUAAGAUGUUAAAAGAAGUUAUUUGUAACCUGCCUCUGUUCACUGGGCAGUUCAUUUCAAAGGGUUAUUUGCCUCACCUCCUAUCUUCAGUGAAAUCUUAUGUGUAAUUGUGUGUAUUUAUUCCACCAUGGGAACAGAGAACACCUGCUUAGUGUUGCACUUUAGACUGGUGUCUGUUUUAUUAAUACAGCUUUGCCACAAAUUCUCCUUUAUCUUUUAAAAAUGUUAUAGCUUUAAAUUAUGACUUAUUUUGACUGUGGAAUAAAUACAUGAAUGAAAAAUUUUAA